AUGUCCCUCUACUUCGAUGCAGCCGCAAUCCUAACCGCCCCCUCAGCAGGAGGCUCCUUCAAAUCUCGCAUCUACAGCGCCCGCAAUCUCCGUGCCUCACCCGCGCAAAUCUAUGCCCUGAUCACCGAGGCUUCUAAAUGGGACCGCGUUCUGGCUGAUGUCAUUGAAAAGGCUGAUAUUCUCAGUGUGGAGCGCAAGUUAACUCCGCUUCUCGCUCUCCUCUUGGUGCAUUGCCGCGCCUGCUGCACACCCCUCCGCCAAGCGGUGGAACGGCAUAAAGUUCGGCUCAAGGCUGAAUUUACAAAGGCGCGUGUGCGGAGGGGUUGUGCCACAGUGGAACAGUUCAAAACCGCCGUGCUGCGAGAGAAGCGCGAGGCCGAUGGCACUGCCCAUUUCGUUUAUCCGCGCUGGGUGCGCGUGAAUAAUAUACGGAGUUCUCUUGAGAAACAGCUGUCGACUACCUUUGCGGAUUACCAGCGUGUGGAUACCCUGGCGGCCCUGGCCCCGGCCGAGGAUGAACGUACCAAGCUGAAGUUGUUGUAUUUGGAUCCGAAUAUUCCGGACCUUGUGGCGGUGCCGUUUGGUGCGGAUUUUACGUCGUCUCCUGCGUACAAGAAUGGGGAGAUUAUUCUACAGGAUAAAGCAUCGUGCUUCCCUGCGUAUCUCUUGUUAGGGGAUCGCGGGUUCAAGGAUGCCUGGCAGGGUGAUCUGGUGGAUGGUUGCGCUGCUCCGGGAAACAAAACUACACACAUGGCCUCGUUACUUGCCAAGCAGCAAAAGCAGAAGAAACCUCGGAAACAGAUCUUCUCUAUGGAUUCGUCUAAAGUGCGUUCUAAAACGCUGCAGAAGAUGGUCUCGCUAGCUGGGGCGGACCCAAUGGUUACUGUGCUGCAGGGCCAGGAUUUCCUGGCGCUGGACCCGAUGGAUUCGCAGUUUGAGGAUGUAUCUGGUCUUCUACUUGAUCCAAGUUGUUCGGGUAGUGGUAUCGUGGGUCGAGACGACGUCCCCCAGCUGACACUACCCCAGCCCAAAGUGGUCAAGUCUUCCAAGCCUAAUGGGAAGAAGAGGAAACGUGGGGCGGAGGACCAUGACGAACCGGAAGAAUCGUCAUCAAAUGUGACAAUGGGACAGCCGAGUGCCGCACCCUCUGAUGAGAAUGAUAUUCCAAGCGGUACAAUUGACAACGAUCGACUCACCAAGCUGUCGAAUCUGCAGGCGCGCAUCGUCGAGCAUGCAUUGAGUUUCCCCAACGCAACUCACGUUACAUACAGCACCUGCUCCAUUCAUCUGAUCGAGAACGAGGCUGUGGUGGCUCGCCUCUUGGCCUCGGAUGUCGCCAAAGAGCGUGGUUGGCGGCUGUUGCGACGGGAUGAGCAACCCGAGGGCCUGCGCAAGUGGAAGCACCGUGGUGUCCGGCGUGACCGAGACAUGGAGACGGGUGUGGAAUCCGAGGAAAGUGAAUCAGUUGCCGCACUCUCCGAGGUUGACCUCGAGGCUUGUCUGCGCUGUUGGUCUGGCGAUGCAGAGGGGUUGGGAGGUUUCUUUGUUGCCGGGUUUGUACGCGACUCGGAGGGUGCUGUUACAGAACCCGCCAAGAUGAAGAUCAAAUCCGAUCAUGACAAUGGCAAUGCCGAAGGCGAUGUCACUGAUGAAAGCAAUGAGGAUGAAGAGUGGGAUGGCUUUUCCGAUUAG
Molecule: messenger RNA, 1692 nt
Organism: Penicillium subrubescens
Lineage: Eukaryota; Fungi; Ascomycota; Eurotiomycetes; Eurotiales; Aspergillaceae
Product: rRNA (cytosine-C5-)-methyltransferase RCM1
Exons: 3
Coding region: 1-1692 (563 amino acids)
Biological process (GO): rRNA base methylation
Cellular component (GO): nucleolus
Molecular function (GO): methyltransferase activity
Source: RefSeq, a predicted model, not a curated record